Molecule: messenger RNA, 1924 nt
Organism: Phytophthora nicotianae INRA-310
Lineage: Eukaryota; Oomycota; Peronosporomycetes; Peronosporales; Peronosporaceae
Exons: 2
Coding region: 70-1842 (590 amino acids)
Biological process (GO): translational elongation
Molecular function (GO): translation elongation factor activity; GTPase activity; GTP binding
Source: RefSeq, a predicted model, not a curated record
AAACCGACUACUCUUUGCAUUUCAGCAGGAUUUGUCUUGGGCAGUUGCAUCUCGCUCACACUUGCCAACAUGGCAACACUUGCGGACGUCGGGUUGGCGGUCUUGCGUCGCCAAGUACGCGCCGAAUACGCCUACUCAGACCCUGUUGAGACAGCCGAGCGCCUACCUGACGAGGUGGAGGAGGGCAACGUGGAGUAUAAGCUGCAGCUCCUGGAGCCGUCACCCGACCGUCUACGCCAACUGACAACACAGAUGCACUGGCGCCUUAACGAAGGCAGAGGCACCGCCUUCUACGAGGUUGGUGUGAAGGAUAAUGGAGAGGUGCUGGGUCUGACAGAGGACGUCAUGCUGCGCUCCCUGGGGACAUUAGCGCGCAUGUGCCGUGUGGUUAAUGCAGAAAUGUCAUUAUCGACGUUCCGUACAGGACGUGGUGAUAGCCACAAAGCAGUGAGGAUCCAGGUCACGAGGGUGCUAGAACACAACGCCACCAAAAGACUUCGCGUGUCUGUCAUCGGAGACUUUGAGAGCGGCAAGUCGACGCUAGUGGGGGUGCUUACUCGUGGCUGUCUGGAUGACGGGGCUGGUCUAGCCAGGAUGCAAGUGUGUCGCCAUCGUCACGAGUUGGAAAAUGGCUGCACGUCCAGUGUGAGCGAGCACACGAUCGCCGUGGCUGCCGAUGGACACUUCCGAUACACUGAGGAGCUCCCCACUUGUGACUUCGGCGACAGUGACGAGGAAAUCGAGCAAGACGAAAAGCCAAGAAGACCGCAGAGUUUCAUCACGUUAAGUGACCUGGCAGGACACAAGAAGUACCUCAAGAGUACAGCAUCAGGAUUGGCAGGACAGUUCCCAGACUACGCCAUGCUGGUAGUCGAUGCUGUCCGUGGAGUUCGAGAUAUGACACGUGAACACCUCAAAAUCGCCACUGCACUGGAUGUAGCCAUCUUCGUGGUAAUAACCAAGACGGAUCUCGUGACGAACGAGCGAAUACAACAGUCCUUGGAUGAAGUGGCUGACCUCCUGAAGGUGUUUUGUCCUUAUCAACGGGUUCUUUUGGCACCAAGCAACAUGGAUACAUUACAGGACGACCUAUUGAAGCUUACCUGUGCGUCGACUGUACCGGUAUUCCAGGUCUCAAACGUGGACGGUAAGGGUCUGGACGUGUUACAAGGGUAUCUGGCUGUACUCGAACCGAACCGCUUGUGGGCUACCAAAGCUAAGACUCCAGCGGAGUUCCAGAUUACGCAAGCCUAUGAUAUCGAAGAUGCAGGCACCAUUGUGACUGGACUUGUGCAUGCUGGCACACUUUGUGUGGGGGAAGGUAUGCUGCUGGGACCUGCCAUUGAUGGUCUCUUUUGCGACGUCACAGUCGAGAGCAUUGAAGUGCAGCACAAGGCAGCGCAAAGUCUAAGCGCAGGAGAGACUGGAGCGGUAUUGAUACGCUUUCUGACAACUGCUCAGCCAGCCCACCGCAUCAGGAAAGGCACGAUGCUAGUGCACCCGAGUGUUCGGCCGAUGGCUACACGUCAGUUCGACGCAGAGCUGCACUUCUUACCGGAUGCACGAGCGUUUCGAGAGAAUUUCCAGGCGGUUAUCCACACAGGCCAAGUGCGGCAAAUGGCGAAGAUCGUACGACUGGGAGACCCCAAUUGCUCGACUCCAACAAAGCUUCAGCCUGCCACUACGAUGUGCCGCUUUGAGUUCAUGUACUGGCCGGAAUACAUCCGUCCAGACUUGCCGCUGGUGCUACGUGAAGGGAAAACUCAAGCUGUUGGCCGUGUAGUGCGAGCCGUGCCUAUUUUCCACAAGAAACAGCAAGCAACUCGAGUUUCAUCUUACUGAAAGGGCUAAGUUUCAUGCAUUAUAUGUGAAUUAUUUUUUUUUUUAUAAAAAAACUCCUUACGCCAAAAGCAUGGUUUAUAUU